GUAGUGGUGAUGCUUUAUUUAAUUUAACUGGCGAUACAAUGCAAUUGAAUGAACGAGGUGAGAUUGUAGAAAAUCAAGAAAAUGUUACAGUAAGGAAUGAACAAGAAUUGUUAGCAGUACGAAAACCUGUGUACACAAAGAAAAAUGUAGAUAUGGAAUGGCGUCGUGAAUACAUGAAAAAUGAAGAUAUUGGAUAUUUUUAUGAUUCGGCAUGGGAUGUCAAUUUAUUAAGUGAACAGAAUAACAGAAACGAAACAAUAAACAAAGAAAAACAAGAGAACAAAAUAAGAAAAAAUAAUUUAUUAGAGAAACAUGUACAAGAAGACGAUGACGAUGAAAUAUUCAAUGAAGAUAAUGUUGAUGAACCAGAAGAAAUAUCAUUACAAAUUGAAAAACGUUGGCUUGAAAUUGCUGUUAUAGUUGAUUAUUCUGUUAUUGAAUUUCAUCAAAGUUUGGAACAAGUUCGACAUUAUAUAAUUGCAUUGAUGAACAUUGUAAGCUCAAUAUAUCGUGAUACAACAUUGGGUAUAUCUGAAACGUUGCAGCUCGUAUUAACAAAAUUAAUUUUCAUCCAUGGUAAAAAUGGUACCGAGGUACGUGUUGGUAAUGCAAAAAAAUCUUUAGAAAAUGUAAAUCGUUGGAAUCACAGAUAUUUACAACAAUUAGCCCCAAUCGAAAAGAAUAACAACACAAUUGGGCAUGAUAUCGCUGUAUGGUUAACACGUUUAGAUAUAGGUGGCCCAUCAGGCUAUGCACCUGUUUCUGGUACGUGUGAUCCAAAACGUAGCUGUUCUUUAAAUCGUGAUGAAGGUCUUACAAGCGCUUUUAUCAUAGCUCAUGAAAUGGCUCAUAUUUUAGGUUUAUCGCAUGAUGGUGAUGUAUUAUCUGGAAACGAUUGUGAUACAGAAAUUUCAAAUAUUAUGGCACCAAUGGUUACGGCAACGUUUCAUGAAUUUACAUGGUCAAAAUGUUCCCGAGACGAAUUCCAUCGUAAGGCGUUGAAAUGGCCGUGUUUGAAAAAUAUUCCACGAUUGAAAAACGUUACAUAUUUAAAUUCUGAAAUUGAAACAUUACAAAAAUUUACAAUGGACGAACAAUGUCGUAUGGAAUUUGGUGAUGGAUACAUGUUCUGUCGUGGUUUUGAUAUAGUGGAACCAUGCUCACAUUUAUGGUGUGGCCAUAUAGAAUCACCACUAGUGUGUAAAACCAAACGUGGGCCACCAAUUGAAGGCACCGAAUGUGGAUUUAAUAAAUGGUGUGUUAGUGGAUAUUGUGAAAGUAUUUCGAUGACACAAUAUAAUAAUGAGAUUAGAAAACGAAGUGAAAUUAUUUUACAUAAACCAAUUCAUGGAGGUUGGACGAAAUGGUCUAAGUGGACACCAUGCAUAGCGAAACCAUGUGCUGGCCGACGAAUUUUAUCAUACCGUAUGCGUUCUUGUACAAAUCCUAUACCAGCAUUUGGUGGCGAAAAUUGUCUUGGUAAAUCAGAACAGUAUAGAAUUUGUCCGAAUUCAAAAUCAAAGUGCAAUACAAUCGAACAAGAUUAUCGUCAAGUAGAAUGUUCCAGAUUAAAUCAAUUGAUUCAUUUUAACGAUGGACGUGAAAAUUUCACAUGGUUACCAUACGAAUCUGAUCAGUUUAAUUUAAAAUGUCAACUAACAUGUAUUGCUGAAGAAACUAGAGAAAUAUAUUUAACUGGUGAAAAUGUACAAGAUGGAGUUACUUGUUCGUAUGAUAAUCCAUAUAGCAUUUGUAUUCAGGGUGAAUGCCAUCAAAUUGGAUGUGACAACAAGAUUAAUUCUAGUAAAAUUGAUGACCAAUGCGGAGAUUGUGAUGGGGACAAUUCAAAUUGCUUCAAUACGACAUUUACUCUGCAUUCAAAAAUAUUAAAAGAGGGUCCAACGCGGUUAACAAUACUACCAAAAUAUUCUCGACAUAUCUCUUUAAUACUAAAAGUACCUGAUUUUGUAAAUAAAACAAAUUUCUUAACAUUUAAGGAUCGUACAAAGCGACAUUUAAAUAUUAGUUUACUCGCAGCAAAUGUUUAUAUUUUUGGUGGUACAAAAUUUUUUUUAAUUCUUCCAUAUCCACAAAAUGGCAUGUUUGUGUUAAGAACAAAAGGACCAAUAUUACAAGAUGUAAUCGUAAAUAUCAAUAUUGCCAAUUUACAACCCAUCUAUUUUAACUCAAAUAUUUCAACAAAAAUCACAUAUAUUCAAAAUAAAAAUCAAUUGGAAAACUCCAAUCGUUAUCAGUGGAUUGAAGGUGGCUGGGGUCCAUGUUCACAAAAUUGUGUAAAUCAUAAGCAUCAUUUGGCACGAUUAAAAGAACAACACUUUAAUUCAACAGCAUCGCCAAGCUAUCUUCAACAUCUAGGUGGACGUCGUAAACGAACACUUGCAUGUCGAGACACCCAAACAAAACGUAUUGUACAAAGACGAUACUGUUCACUAUUAACAAAACCACCAAUUAAAUAUCAAGCAUGUAAUAAAUUUAGCUGUUCGUUUAAAUGGAUACCGGAUAAAUGGGAAUAUUGUUGCCAAACAUGUGGCUCACACGGUAUACAAUAUCGACAAUUAUAUUGUGUACAUCAAAUGGUUGUUAAGAAAAUAAAGGCGUUACUUUAUGAUACUAAUAAUGAUAAUAAUAAUAAUACACGUAAUCAAAGAAAAUUAAUAGAACGAUACAUGGUAACACCUGAUCAUUGUAAUUUAAGUGAACGUCCCCAACAAUAUCAAUCAUGUAAUCGUAUACCGUGUCCAGUAUAUUGGAAAUAUGGUAAUUGGUCACAAUGCUCAACAACAUGUGGUGAAGGCUUUAUGACACGAGAAUUUUAUUGUCCUGUAUUAGUUGGUGAACCAUUGUUCACAUGCGGAUCCUUUCCAAUACAACAACGACGUACAUGUACCAUUGCAUCGAAACAUAAUCCAAUAUGCCGUAAAAGUUUAAUGAAAAAACGAAAGAAUUGUCACGGUGAUAUGUCAAAAUAUUGUCAAUUGUCGGAGUUGUUAUCACAUUAUUGUGUGAUACCAAGUUUUCAUAAUGCAUGUUGUCAAUCAUGUACGUCGAAAAACGAUUUACCCGAAUGA
Chrysoperla carnea is the source of this 3089-nucleotide messenger RNA. Its product is annotated as A disintegrin and metalloproteinase with thrombospondin motifs 3-like. Gene Ontology annotation, molecular function: metalloendopeptidase activity. Gene Ontology annotation, biological process: extracellular matrix organization; proteolysis. The transcript has 11 exons. NCBI's taxonomy places the organism in Eukaryota, Metazoa, Arthropoda, Insecta, Neuroptera, Chrysopidae. Gene Ontology annotation, cellular component: extracellular matrix. The record is from RefSeq and is a predicted model, not a curated record. Bases 39 to 3089 code for a protein of 1016 amino acids.